GGGGCGGGAGAGCGGCCGGGCCCCGGAACGGGAGAGCCCCGGGCUUUGGUGCUUCUUGUUGUUGUUGUUGUCGUUGUCGUCGCCGCCGCGGCCCCCACAGCGGCCCCUCCGCUCGCCCCUCGCCGACAUGUCCAGCCCUCAGGAGCCUCCGCAGCAGCAGCACCAGCACCACAACAACAACAACCCGCCGGCCGAGGCGACGCAGGGCGAGCCGGGGCUCAACAGUUCCUGGGUGGAGCUGCAGAUGAACGGCAACGGCAACAGCACCGACAACGGCAACGGCAAGAACGGGGGCCUGGAGCACGUCCCUUCCUCCUCCUCCAUCCACAAUGGGGACAUGGAGAAGAUCCUGCUGGAUGCCCAGCACGAGUCAGGACAGAGCAGCUCAAGAGGUAGUUCCCACUGUGACAGCCCUUCACCUCAAGAUGAUGGACAGAUAACUUUUGAUGUGGAAAUGCACACAAGUAAAGACAGUAGUUCUCAGUCCGAAGAAGAAGCAGCAGAAGGAGAGAAAGAAUUGGAAGUUUUGAAGAAAAGUGCAGACUGGGUGUCAGACUGGUCAAGUAGGCCUGAAAACAUUCCUCCCAAGGAAUUCCAUUUCAGACAUCCCAAACGUUCAGUGUCUCUAAGUAUGAGAAAAAGUGGAGCAAUGAAAAAAGGUGGCAUUUUCUCCGCAGAGUUUCUUAAGGUUUUCAUUCCAUCUCUCUUCAUAUCUCAUGUUUUGGCUCUGGGAUUAGGCAUCUACAUCGGGAAGCGCCUGACCAGCCCCUCCGCCAGCACCUACUGAGGCCCCGCUGGCUCCUCGAGCCCGCCGAGCCCACCCCGAGCAUGCCCUGCCCCGCCCUCCCCUCCCCGGGCCUGGCUGUGGGGUGGGACUCUCGAGGUGUUUGGCUGUCCCCUGUCCCCCCCGUGCCCCCCUGGCCUGCAGGGCCCGCUCGGCGAGCGGGGAAGUUCCCGACGUGUCUCCCGUUGUUGCAAGGGCUUCUCUCUCCGCGCCAAAUCGCCACCAGCAAGUUCCCCUCCUCUCCUGACUCCUGGGAGCGUUGGUGAUGGCACAGCCUCUCUGCGAGGAAGUUGGCUGAUUGAGGUGGCAAAGAGUUGUUCCCAGCUGGUUGUGGAAUAAAAAAAAAAACACAAAAAAACUUAAGAAAUCACUGGCAAUAAAACCCCGGUUCACUCUGGCCCCUUGUAUUGGCUCACGGGCACCCUUUGAUUCGCAGGAGGCAAAAGAGACUGCGUCAAUUUGCGAGUAGGACAGCUAAAUCCAUCGGCAUAUUUUAAUAUUAGGUGAUUGUUGUAAUCUCGUCUUUUCUAUGGAGUCGGCUCCUUGUUCCUCGUAGGAAAAAAAAACCUGUCUGAUACCUAGAAAAAAAAUAUUAGGAAAAAAAAAAGGAAAAAAAAAAAUUGCGUUGUUUGCAUGUGAAGAAGACUUUAUUUUUUUUUUUUUUUUUUUUCCGUUUCCUUAACCUGUUUUCUUAAGGGGAAAUUUUAAAUGUGGAAUUUUCCUUUGAAAAGUAGUUUCGAAUUAAGGCAAAAACCCAACAGCUGUAGGUGUAGUUAUGUGUUAAAGGAAAUGACUCUUGUUUGUUGUGGAACCAUUUACAACCCAGAUGAAAUGGCAGUUCCAGCGAGAAAACGUUUGAUUUCUCGUUUUUUGCUUUCUCACGAAGGGGGACAAUCCUGCAAGGUUGCAUGAAAGGUUCAGAAGUCGGGGAGCUCUGGAAUGUCUUCUGCAGAUGAAUUUUUUUCCGAUAUCUCCUCUCGUUGUUUACUGUACAAUCUCCUUUUUGGGGAUACUUGGAAACCUGAAAGUCACUCGUGGUGUCUCAUCUUAGGUAGACCCUCACUGAUGUCGUUGAACUUUUAUCUUAGGGAACAUGAUUAAGCCUUGUCCUCCUUGGGUGACACUUCUUUUCAAAAUGUGAAGCUUUAGUACCAAAUUGUUACAAAGCAUCGGGACACUCGUGUCCUUAAACAGAUUUUAUUGGAGUUCAGGACAUGUAGCAUGACUCUGGAGGAUAGAAUACUUCUCUUUUUAUAUAUAUAUAUAUGAAUAUAUCAAAAAAAAAAAAAAAUAUGAUAUAGACUUUAAUACUAAGUAUUUAGGGAACCAAUGCUAAUUUUAAGACUAGCAAAAAAAUGAAAUGAAAAACUUUAGUUGGCUGAUUUGUAGAAGAUUAAAGAAAUCUAGUCAGCCAGUUUGGAGAGAACAGCUACCUUUAAUUGUUUGCUUGCAUCAGACUUUAUAAUAAGUUGAUUCUUUGAUAGAGCAGUGAUUGCUUGAACCAGUUGAUGCGUAGAAGCUAAAGCCCAGCUGAGAUGUGGUUUACAAAAAAAAAAACUUAGUUAGCUCCCAGGAAGUAAAAAAAGUGAAGUAUGAACCCACUGCUAAAGUGUAUUUCUCUUUAUUCUCUAUUUCUGAAUGCUGUCAGACAAUGCUUUGGGGGUGACAGGGCAGCCUAACAACAAAUUCUCUGGAAUAAUCUGCUUUUUUUGGUUUGUUUUUUUUUUUCCUUUUAGUGGCACUUGAGUUGCCUCCAAGUGUGUAUUUGUUCCAGGCUGGAGAUUGGGUUUCACCCAGAGGUGGGGGAGGGAAGGGGGGAAGUGUUUUAGAGAGCACCAAGCACUUCGUUUUUACAGCCCUAAAAACCAGGGGAGGGCAGAAAGGCUGAAACCCUUUCAGUUCUAACACAGCACCUUGUUUUGUACGGAAAUUGGAGUAGUGGGAAAACCAGAUUUUUACUAAGCAGGGAGUACUUUUUAAAGAGAAAAAAAAAAAAAACAACACCAUUUGUGAAUUAAUUCUUCAGGCUGUCUGCUAAAUAACAUUGCAAGCUUGUGGCUGGAGUAUCAACCCCAAAAAAGAAGUAUAAAUUGUGCAAACUAGAGCUGAGGUCACUGUAACACUCGCUGGGACACACUGCAGUAUUUACUGACAAAUAAAUAAGCUCUGGAGGAAAGGCCCCAACUUGGGAGUUUUACAACGAACAGCAACAGAUCGUUGUUGCAUCGUUUGAAGAAAAAAAAAAGGGGGGGUUCAACUCCCCACAGUUGGAAGUUUUGUUAAGAUAAAUGUUGUUUUAAAAAAAAAAAAAAAAGAAAAAAAGAAAAAAAAAAAGAAGCUUUAUACCUGUUUACAGUUUUGGAAAAAACUUUAAAAACAAAAAAAAGCUACAAAAAAAACCACACCGAGUUCGGCUUCGUUUUUUUCUUACCUGGCCUCGACUAUUUGUAAAUAGGAUCAAGAAACAAAACAAAACAAACCGCAUAAACUCGCACACACACGAGAAGCUCAGCAGGCUGACCUAACUGCAGCAAGUGGCAUCUCUACUUAACCGUUUCCACAAGUGAAAAGCUGAAGAUUGUUAGCCAUUCUUUUUUUCUUUUUGUUGUUGUUGUUGUUUUUUAAUUGAGAUAUUGGAGUUAACUGAGCCAAAGUGAUUAUGCAUUCUUCAUAAAUUAGUUAGCACUUUGUAACAUUAUCUACAGUUUACAUGUAUAAGUUGUAGCUUAUUAUGAACAUUUUGUGCCAUUAAAAAGCUCUCACAAAAAAAAAAAAACGCUUGUCUGAAAUCGCUUCGUGCUGCACCUCCCUGGGUUUUUCUUUCUCUUCUUUUCCCUUGUUGGUUUUUUUUUACAGGAUAGUUUUGUAUCAUGUUUUAUGUUCCAAAAAGCUGCUGUUUAGAGACUGGGAAUCUUUUUUUUUUUUUUGGAAAGAUUGCUUGGGUUUGUUUGGUUUUUUAUUAUUAUUAUUAUUUUUAGUGACCUGAAGCACUUCAUAAAAAUAUUCCCCUUGCCCAGGAAAAGUCUGGAAACAAAAAUAUUCCAGUGGCAAAUGAAAUGUAAAGUGGGAUUGGUGAGAUUCUGUGUAACUGGUGGACUCUGUUGUACCCCUUGUAUUUCUCUUCUGUUCCCCUCAUUCUGUUAAAUUUGCAGAUUAAAGAGUAAGGGACACAAACCCUGAUUGUU
Molecule: messenger RNA, 3969 nt
Organism: Myiozetetes cayanensis
Lineage: Eukaryota; Metazoa; Chordata; Aves; Passeriformes; Tyrannidae
Gene: BNIP3L
Product: BCL2 interacting protein 3 like
Exons: 6
Coding region: 128-787 (219 amino acids)
Biological process (GO): positive regulation of apoptotic process; defense response to virus; mitochondrial outer membrane permeabilization
Cellular component (GO): mitochondrial outer membrane; mitochondrial envelope; nucleus
Source: RefSeq, a predicted model, not a curated record